GACAUUUGAAUUUGACUAACCGAUAGCUAUGAUGACCGAUAGUUUGUGAGUUUGAUUUUUUUGGUAUUUUCAGAAAAGAUUGAAUUGAAACAAAAGGCAUUUUCACAAUUCUUUUCGGAGGGUACCUAAGGAUAAGCUGUAAAUGAACAAUAGAAAUUGCAUUCUAUCAGAGUACCUUUCGUAAUUCGUUUGCCGUGCUGCCAUAACUUUAUGUUCACCAUAAUUUUGCUGUGAAAUAUCUAACAAUGAUUGAUCUAUUUAUACCGGUUCGUAGUCUUUUAAAAAUUGGAAAUGUUUGCACCGAUAACAAUGUCUUCCGCAUGCACUACAAGUUAACAGUGAUGAUCUUGUUGGUGUUCACACUCUUAGUUAGCACGAAGCAGUUUUUCGGAGAGCCCAUACAUUGUAUGAGCGAAAGCGACAAGGACAAUGAUAAAGAAGCCAUGAAUAGUUACUGCUGGAUCUACGGAACUUACACCUUGAGGAAUAGGCUUGUUGGUACUCAAGGCAAGAAUAUGGCAUAUGUAGGUGUGGGCCCUGAUGAAGGUAUACAAGCUGAGCAAAUAAAGCAUAGUUACUACCAGUGGGUGUGCUUCGUGUUGCUGGCGCAGGCUGCAAUGUUUUACACCCCACGCUACCUUUGGAAGAUGUGGGAAGGUGGACGCCUGAAGGGAUUGGCAGAUAAGUUGGCUGGUCCACUGGUCUCUAAGAUCUGGGCGGAGCAUAAGCGUGCAGAGCUGGUCUCAUACCUGACUUACACCAAUCUCUACACACACAACAUGUACGCCUUGCGCUAUGCGUUCUGCGAGAUACUUAACCUUGUUAAUGUGGUGGGCCAAAUAUUUCUGCUAGAUGUGUUCCUUGGUGGAGCUUUCCGUAACUACGGAGCAGCUGUAGCAGCUUUCACACAUGUUCCGAAAGUGCCAAAGAACUUUCUAGACUUUGAAGCAGUCAAUCCUAUGGACCUAUACUUCCCCAAACUCACCAAGUGCUGGUUUAGAAGCUAUGGACCUUCAGGCACUAUGCAACUUAAAGACAGGCUCUGUGUACUUCCUUUAAAUAUUGUUAAUGAAAAAAUAUUUGUUUUUCUGUGGUUUUGGCUUAUUUUCCUUGCUCUGGUAUCUGCUAUGGCAGUUUUGUUCCGCAUUUUGGUAAUAUCUAUGCCACCAAUACGUACUUUAUUGAUUAUGAGCCAACUUAGAUUUGUUAAGCGUAAAGUCAUAUCUAGGAUAGUGAAACACUUUAGCUUUGGUGAUUGGUUCGUUCUGUACUUGCUGGGCAAAAAUGUUAAUCCACUUAUAUAUAAGGAUUUGAUUAUAGAGGUCUCUAAAGAAUUAGACAAGAAACCUAAUAAUGUAUGUAUGGUAUGAUUUACUUGUGUUUUUUUUUUUAAUAAAUAGAAUUAGUUUGCAUUGUGCCAUAAUAAUAAUUAAAAUAAUUUAUCAAUAAAAGAUUACACGAAAAUCAUUCAAAAUCACAGGAAAGUCUGAUAAUUGCAAAAAGGGUUUUGCUGUGAUUAAUUACAUAUCUAUUUUUGUUUCAUUUAAGUCUAUUUUGGUUUUGUUGUUUGGAUAAUAUUAUUUAGUAAUUAAUAUAAGUACAAACCGAUAAUAAUUUAAGUUUUUUUUUUCCAAGUGAGAUCUGUUAAGUUAUUAAAGUUCCUAAUAAGAUAAAUCUAGUUGACAUAAUAUAAUAAUAAGUUAUGUUAUUAAAAAGUUGUUACAACUACUUAAAGUGAAAGACUGAUAGUUUAAUCUACUAAUAAGUAGUUUAUUUUGUUUGAAAGCUCAAGUUCAUUGUUACUAAGACUUGUGUUCUACAAAUAAUAUUCAUGAUUGUGUUCAUUUUAGACACUGCCAAAAAUGCAAAAUUGAAAUGCUUGGAAAUCUAAACCCAAAAUGUUGUAGUUUAAGCAAGGUUUUGUCAAAAUAUUAAGAGUUCUUAAAUUUUAUGGAUCUGCACUCUUAAAAUUUAAGACCCCUAUUUUUGUAUUUUCGUAAGUAAUCCUUUCACUGUCGCAAAAUGAUACAAUUUUAAUUUUGGCUUUUGGCGUUGUGCGUUUUAAGUUAAAUGUUUAAUUGUUUUUCCUAAAUGUCAAGUUUAUGUACAUACCUGUCAACAAAGAUUGCACACCAAAGUUUAGAAAAGAACGGUUUUGUAAAGUGUGGUCUGUCUUUGGAACCAACAACAUAAGUAUGAGUAUUAGGUUGAAAUCUAUAGAGUGCUCUUUGACUCUGCCCAGACUUAAGUUUCGGUUAAAACGAGAUAGAUUUAUGCCAGCGGUAUAACGCUGUCUCAUUUUAACAGUGUCUUAAAUCUGAGCUAAAUCAAAGUGCACUCUAUAGAUUUCAGCCUUAGUGAGUGAUGGUCUUAGAAGCAGAAAUUCCUAAAUGAUGUGCAAUCUUUUCUGCCAGGUACUGUAAUGGUAUUCACUGACUUGACUCAUGUUCUAAUAUUGAUUAACUAGCUUCAGACUAGCUUACUGAUUAAAGUGCAGAUUUAAAUGAUCUCACUGAUAUAAUACAUGCUGUGCUUAGAGAUGGGGGCAUAAGUCAGUGACAACCUUUGUUCUGUUAAAUACUAUAGGUUUACUAAGAUGGCUCGUGAGCUAGAGUGUGGGUUGCGUGAAGGUGACAGUUGACAUAAAAGUAAAAAAAAACAAAGAUACUAACCCUUCUGCAUCCCGCACCCUACCCCUUUCUCAAUCAAGCGGUACACUCAGUAUGAGUACAUUAAUUCUUAAUUUAGUCAAAAUUUGAAUUUAAACUUUAAUUUUUUUCAUCAGCCUCAAGUGCAUAAUCAUUUUUGUAUCAAUUUUUUUUAUAAAUCGUAAAAAAAAUAACAGAACAGUGCCUUAACUGUACAGGAGUAUUUUUCAAAAUAAAGAAUUUAAUAAUG
Maniola jurtina (meadow brown) is the source of this 2898-nucleotide messenger RNA. RefSeq names its product innexin inx2-like (gene Inx4). Gene Ontology annotation, biological process: phototransduction. The transcript has 4 exons. The record is from RefSeq and is a predicted model, not a curated record. Gene Ontology annotation, cellular component: gap junction; plasma membrane. Gene Ontology annotation, molecular function: gap junction channel activity. The coding region runs from base 246 to 1370 and encodes 374 amino acids. Lineage: Eukaryota; Metazoa; Arthropoda; Insecta; Lepidoptera; Nymphalidae.